ACAAUAAGCAAAGGCCGAACGCACAAAAGCUCGAUUGCCUCCCUCCGGCUGUACUCGAAAAGAACGAUGACACUGCCAAACUCCACCGAAAGCCUUAUCACACGGCGCAAUCUAGCAUCCACCCGUCAAUAAAGAUCUCCGCAUUCUUCGCGUCGAGGAACCCUUUCUUUAUUUUAAAGCCAAUCUCUUUCGUUCGCCGUAGGUGCAUUUUUAGUUGCUCCAACGAGAUAAAAAUCUCUGCAUUUUCUUUCACUCCCCACUAUCAUCAGAGUCUCUAUCUGCACUCACUACGAUUGUGAUAGCAUUCCUUCUAUAUUGCGGUUGCAAUGAGGGGGCGUGAGAGCGAUAUAUACUCCGCUUACAAGCGUGCAUUUAACAAGGAAAAUCUUCAUCCGCACGGGAGAGAUGAAAUAGACCACUCACAGAAUGGAGGUGGUUAUGAACAAGAGGUGGGGAAUCCCUCCUGGAAACGUCCCUUGCCACACAUACUGGUGGCGACUCUCUCGUCAUUCUUAUUUGGCUACCACCUCGGGGUGGUUAAUGAAACUCUAGAAAGUAUGUCUUUGGAUCUUGGCUUUGGUGGUAGUGCCAUGGCUGAAGGUCUGGUGGUCAGUACAUGUUUAGCAGGUGCAUUUGUUGGCUCUGUAUUUAGUGGCUGGAUUGCAGAUGGGGUCGGUCGCCGUAGAGCAUUUCAGUUGUCUACUUUGCCAAUGAUCAUUGGUGCUUCUAUAAGUGCCUCAACAAGUACUCUUGGAAGUAUGCUUAUUGGAAGACUUUUUGUUGGUACAGGGAUGGGCCUUGGUCCUGCUGUUGCUGCUCUCUAUGUGGCAGAGGUCUCACCUGCCUUUGUACGAGGAACAUAUGGGAGCUUCCCUCAGAUUGCAACAUGUAGCGGUCUAAUGUGUUCUCUCUUUAUUGGCAUUCCAUCCAAAGAUGUUGUUGGUUGGUGGCGAGUUUGUUUUUGGGUGUCUACUGCACCUGCCGUGCUACUUGCUAUACUGAUGGAAUUCUGUGUAGAAAGCCCCCAUUGGCUUGUUAAGAGAGGAAGAAUUACAGCAGCUGAAGAAGAGCUUGAGAAACUGGUAGGAGUGUCACACGUUAGCUUUGCCAUGGCAGAAUUUUCUAAGUCUGACAAAGUAGAUGAGGUUGAUAAUGUUAAGAUGUCAGAUUUAAUUUAUGGCCAUUACUUUAGAGUGGUUUUUGUCGGGUCUUCCUUAUUUGCUUUGCAACAACUAUCUGGUAUAAAUGCCGUCUUCUAUUUCUCUUCAACGGUGUUUAAAAGUGCUGGAGUGCCUUCAGAUAUUGCAAACAUCUGUGUAGGGAUUGUAAAUCUUACAGGGUCCAUUAUUGCCAUGACUCUAAUGGAUAAACUUGGAAGGAAGGUGCUUCUUCUCUGGAGUUUCUGGGGCAUGACAAUGGCAAUGUUUACUCAAGUACUGGCAUCAUUCUCGUUCAUACCAGACUCCGCAAAACUAUAUCUAUCUGUUGGUGGCAUCCUAAUGUUUGUGUUGGCGUUCGCUUUCGGCGCCGGACCAGUUCCCAGUCUGCUCCUUUCAGAGAUAUUCCCAAGCCGGAUUAGGGCUAAGGCAAUGGCAGUCUGCAUGUCUGUGCAUUGGGUCAUAAACUUUUUUGUUGGACUUUUGUUUCUCCUUCUGCUAGAAAAGCUCGGACCACAAGUUCUGUACACAACGUUUGGCGGCUUUUGCUUGAUAGCGGUGGCCUUUGUGAGGAGGAAUGUGGUUGAAACAAAGGGGAAAACUCUUCAAGAAAUUGAGUUUGCCCUCCUUCUCCCUCACUAGUUGUGGUUAGUUAUUGGUACACAACAUCUUUCCACUCUCAUUUGCUGCAUCCUUUUUUUUCCCACUCUUAUAAUAUGCAAUGGUGGAAGCUCUGUAUUUAUAGAGGUAGUCCCAGUAUUUGAGGUUUUGUACAAGUAGGCAACUAGCAUAUAUAGAGCACCACAAUUCAUUUGUCUCCGUGAAUAGUAGUUUGGAUGAAGGCUGCCCAUUCUUGGGCUUGUUUCCUCAUAGAUGUCAAAAACUCUUCAUUGUGGCCGAAGAAUGAUUGUUAGUCUAUUUUUUGCUAAAAAUUUUGCGAAGGCGUUUUUGGGACUAAAUUCUUCUGCUUUGU
This is a messenger RNA of Cuscuta campestris, 2130 nucleotides long. NCBI's taxonomy places the organism in Eukaryota, Viridiplantae, Streptophyta, Magnoliopsida, Solanales, Convolvulaceae. The record is from the annotation of a GenBank genome assembly.